This is a messenger RNA of Arabis nemorensis, 684 nucleotides long. Lineage: Eukaryota; Viridiplantae; Streptophyta; Magnoliopsida; Brassicales; Brassicaceae. The record is from the annotation of a GenBank genome assembly.
AUGUUUGCUCUGCCUAAAGAUGCAGGGAAGAAAAGCUCUAAAAGAGUUUCAUUUAGUCCUUGUCUAGUCCAAGGACCUUCUAAUGGGAGUUCAGGCUCAGGUGGAGCUACAGUAGAUGUAUCAGAUGCAUCUUCUUCAGAAUCUGAUACUAAGGAAGGAAGUUCUCCUCAAGGUGGAGCUUCUUCAAAGGAAGAGUCUUCAGAAGUAGAGUCUUCGGAUUCAGAGAAAGAUGAAGGAGACAGUGUCUACGAUUUGGCACCAGUUUCAGAACACAUCCUAACCAGAGAUAGAAUUCAAAGGCAAAGGAAAAAACCUGCUAAAUACUCAGAUUCCAAUUUUGUAUCAGAGGUUGCAGCGGUUUCAUCAGUCUUCAGGUCGAGUCGGUUUAGAACGCAGAGAGAAGUCGGAAGGACUUCGGAAUCUCAGGGUGCUCCGGUCAGAUUCGAAGCGAAAGGGUUUUUGCUGAUGAUGCAAGGACGACGCAUCUGUGGGUUUUCAUCAGGUUCGUUGAAGCUGCAAGAUUGCAUGAUUCUGGAGAAUAAGUCGAAAGGGAGACUUACAGAUGACAGUCACGACGGUGAUGGUGCGAGGUGCAGCGCCGGAGAGACAUCCGCGACGAAGAGGUUACGGCGAAGGGAUUGUGUAUCGCCGAAGAAGAGAAGAGAAAAGGGCCCAAGAGUGUAA